Messenger RNA from Rhagoletis zephyria (snowberry fruit fly), 2757 nucleotides. RefSeq names its product Phosphatidylinositol 4-phosphate 5-kinase 59B (gene PIP5K59B). Gene Ontology annotation, molecular function: 1-phosphatidylinositol-4-phosphate 5-kinase activity. Gene Ontology annotation, cellular component: plasma membrane. Gene Ontology annotation, biological process: phosphatidylinositol phosphate biosynthetic process. Lineage: Eukaryota; Metazoa; Arthropoda; Insecta; Diptera; Tephritidae. The record is from RefSeq and is a predicted model, not a curated record.
UUUCUGCCUAAAAGUAUGGGAGUAGAUAGUUUUCUUAGUUUCCAACGGACGGUGAAUUUGUACAUAGCAAAUUCGUUAACAAGAAAUUUGCUAAUUUAAAGUGAUUUUUUGUUUCUGCUGUAGUACAAUGAAAUACAUACAUACGAUAUUAAGGAUUUUACUUUAAACAUAAAUAGGAAUGCCGAGCAGAAGUUCAAGGCAAAACUGAAGGGUUUGGCAGAGUUCGCAAGGCCAAGGAUGAAAUGAACGUCUCUCCGUACCCGUUCAGUUUUUGCCUGGCGAAAUUAAUACAACCAACGACGUCGGUCAAAUGGCUUCAGGCGAUGCUAUCAACUCCAUUGACCAGGAUCUAUCCAGCACAUCCAACACUAAAACUGCAGAUCAUUCAAAUUUUAUUAAAGAUGAUCCAAAUCUGCAGUCAUCCAGUUCAGAUAUUAACCAACACCGCUUAUCCCGCUAUGGAAAUAAAGGGGACAAGGAGCGCAAGAUUGGUCAUCGGCGCGUUGGGGAGGGCGGUGAGAUCACCUAUAAAAAAAUACAAACUAGCCAGAUAAUGGGCUCUAUUCAGUUGGGCAUUCAACAUACCGUCGGAAGCCUGGCAUCUAAACCGAAACGCGAUCUCCUAAUGAUGGACUUUUUCGAAAUCGAAAGUAUAACUUUCCCCCCAGAAGGAUCUAGCCUUACGCCAGCCCACCACUACAGUGAAUUCAGAUAUAAAAUUUAUGCGCCUAUUGCAUUCCGAUAUUUUAGGGACUUGUUCGGCAUACAACCAGAUGACUUUAUGAUGUCUAUGUGCUCUUGGCCUUUACGUGAGCUGUCCAACCCGGGCGCCUCUGGUUCCAUUUUUUAUUUAACGGCUGAUGAUGAAUUCAUAAUAAAAACUGUACAACACAAAGAAGGGGAGUUUUUACAAAAGCUUUUGCCUGGCUAUUAUAUGAACUUGAAUCAAAAUCCGCGGACUUUGUUGCCAAAAUUUUUUGGUCUCUACUGCCUACAGACGAGCACUAGUAAAAAUAUUCGAUUGGUGGUUAUGAACAAUUUAUUGCCCUCAUCUGUUAAAAUGCAUUUGAAAUAUGAUCUCAAAGGUUCGACAUUCAAGCGAAAAGCAUCAAAAGCGGAGCGAUCUAAAAAAUCACCAACUUACAAAGAUUUAGACUUUAUGGAACAACAUCCGAACGGUAUAUUUCUAGAAGCUGAAACAUAUAGCGCGCUCAUCAAAACAAUUCAACGCGACUGCACGGUAUUAGAAUCAUUUAAGAUAAUGGACUAUUCCUUAUUACUUGGUGUUCAUAACCUGGAUCAGGCGAGUAAAGAAAAGAAAAGUGAAAGUAAAAAACCGAAAGCUCCACUGGCCGAAGACUCCGAUGUUGAGGACAUACCAGAUGGUGAUGGCGGAGCGGCGGGAGGUUCAGAAGGACGCGAAAGAGAUUCAUCGGCGGGCAUGAAUCGAAAUCGAUCAGCAAAUCGGCAACGCUUGGUGGCUCACUCUACAGCUAUGGAAAGUAUUCAAGCAGAGAGCGAACCCAUAGAUGACGAAGACGAUGUUCCACCUGGUGGAAUCCCUGCUAGAAGUGAAAAAGGCGAGCGAUUGCUUCUAUACAUUGGUAUAAUUGAUAUUUUGCAGUCUUACAGACUAAAGAAGAAGCUUGAGCAUACAUUCAAAAGCAUCAUUCAUGAUGGGGACACUGUAUCAGUGUGCCGACCGUCAUUCUACGCUCAAAGGUUCCAAAAUUUUAUGGCCAAAACUGUGUUUCGAAAAAUACCGUCACUGGAUCUACCCGAAAUAAAAGGAAACCACAGAAAAUUUCGUACCUUGGUAACUAGUUACAUAGCUCUCAAGCACUCUCCCUCAAAGAGAAAAAGUUUAUCAAAAGCAAUACAGCGGUCUAUUGAUAAUGAGAAUGAUAAUCGAUCGGAAUUCACCUUCGAGCAUCGCCCAACGCAUGCUUAUCCAUUACACAUUUCUCAUACUUCCGGCGUCAAGACGCACACACAACUCAGUAAGACAUCACCCGGGCUCCUGUCUUCUGGAACAGAUGUGGCCAAACCAGCUACAUCGACUGCUUCUGGGACUACUGCAGCACCUAUGGUGGGUCCGCGGUUAUCUGUUCAAUAUGCCGGUGGAGGCGUAGCGAAAUCCAAGGUCCCUCCGCCAGUACCACCGAGAAGUUCACCGCGUCGGAAGAAAAGUGAUGGUCACAACGAAGUGGCUCGCACCAUUUCCAAUACAGGCUCAACACCUUCUUGCAGUUCAACGCCUCCACCCGCGUUUGAUGAUAUAUCAGAAGACAGUUCGCAUAGAAAUAGUUCGUCCUUUGGUAGAAAAUCGCAUCACCACCAAGAGCGCAAAAUGAAUGUUGGCCCAGCUUUUCGAGGCUCUCAAAAGGAUGAUAUUGUCAGCAUUUCUGAAAUACACUUAGACACAUAUUUGGCUGUAGAUACAUCAUCCAGUAGUCAAUAUGGAUCACGUGGAGGUUUGGCAUGGACGCCACCCGCUUCUGGGGAGGGUUCGACGCCCACUUGGACAGAGGGUACACCAAGCUUUACAGAUUCAAGUUCUAGCGGUGAUAUAGAAAACUUUUCACCUAUUAACACAUCAAAAAUUGACCGUCGUAAAGCAACAGUGGAAGACACUCUCAACUCUCUUUCCUCGGAAAUGGUUCGAUACUGAACAUUAGAUUCGAAUAAGGCAGUAAGAUUUGCGAAACAUAAGAGACCAGCCAACCAACAGAUCUAAUCGAGCGCAAAAGCAAAACA